GUCAGAGCGUCGCACACUCCCUGAUGCUGUGUCAAGAUGGCGGUCUACUUGAGAAGGCUCGUCCGGAGGGUCGUCCGUCUUUCUCCCGCAGACUGCGGCGUCCCCGCGGCCGCGUUCUCCCGGCUGUCAGGUCGGUGUUGGACGCCGCCGUCCUGUCGUCGUUUUAGCCAAGAAACCGGAGAGAAAAACACUCAUUUCGGUUUCGAGAGCGUCCCGGAAGAGGAAAAGGCAAAGAAAGUGUAUGGGGUGUUUGAGAAUGUGGCCCAGAAGUAUGACAUCAUGAAUGACGCCAUGAGUCUGGGGAUUCAUCGACUGUGGAAAGACGCGCUGCUGCACGUCAUGCACCCUCAGCCUGGGACGCGCCUGCUGGAUGUGGCGGGCGGGACAGGUGACAUCGCAUUGCGUUUCCUGGACUACGUCCAAUCACAGAAGGAGCGUCAGACGAGGCGGCUGGCGCGCACCACGCAGUCGCCGUCGUGGCAGGACAUCUCGGACAACUACUCCGGACAGGAAGACGGGGAGGUGGUGGAGGCGGAAUGCAGGGCGGUGGUCUGCGACAUAAACAAGGAGAUGCUGAAAGUGGGCAAGGAGAAAGCCGACAACAUGGGCGUCAGUGCUGGUCUGUCGUGGGUGGUGGGGGACGCAGAGGAGCUGCCGUUUGACGACAACCAGUUUGACAUUUACACCGUCGCCUUUGGCAUCCGUAACGUCACCCACAUAGAGAAGGCCCUGCAGGAGGCGCUGCGUGUCCUGAAGCCCGGCGGAAGGUUCAUGUGCUUGGAGUUCAGCAAAGUAACAAAUCCUGUAUUGGCAAAGCUUUAUGAUGCUUACAGCUUCCAGGUCAUCCCAGUUUUAGGAGAAGUGAUUGCUGGAGACUGGAAGUCCUACCAGUACUUAGUAGAAAGCAUCCGCAAGUUUCCUGCCCAGGAUGAGUUCAAAGAGAUGAUGGAGGAUGCAGGCUUCUUCUGUGUGCAGUACCACAACCUGACUGCAGGAGUGGUCUCUCUUCACUCCGGGUUCAAGCUGUGACGUCUUGAUAAAAGACCACACAGAUCCAUGGACACGUUCCUUGCAUGAGGCCUCAGCUCCUGUCUGCUCAGGUCGGAGGUCAGUCUACGUUAUUAUAUUUCAAACCGCAUUCAUGAGCACCAGCGGCCAAAACAAGUGCAAUGUUGACUUAUGACUUAUCCAACUCCUGUCUUUCAGUUGUAAUAAAUGAAUAUUAUGUUUUU
Molecule: messenger RNA, 1232 nt
Organism: Entelurus aequoreus (snake pipefish)
Lineage: Eukaryota; Metazoa; Chordata; Actinopteri; Syngnathiformes; Syngnathidae
Gene: coq5
Product: coenzyme Q5, methyltransferase
Exons: 7
Coding region: 37-1029 (330 amino acids)
Biological process (GO): ubiquinone biosynthetic process
Molecular function (GO): methyltransferase activity
Source: RefSeq, a predicted model, not a curated record